Prunus avium (sweet cherry) is the source of this 915-nucleotide messenger RNA. RefSeq lists its product as uncharacterized. Gene Ontology annotation, biological process: shoot system development; root development. The record is from RefSeq and is a predicted model, not a curated record. NCBI's taxonomy places the organism in Eukaryota, Viridiplantae, Streptophyta, Magnoliopsida, Rosales, Rosaceae.
AUGGCAUCUGCCUCGGCUUUAAACCCGAAAUCCAACUACCAUAUUCGGUCGAUCAGCCUACCUUCGAAACCACACCCUCUAUUUCAGCAAUGUGAAGAUCAUUUGUUGAGAAUAGCAGCUUCUGAUGCCUCCUCUUCAUCCUCAUAUUCGUCAUCUUCCAUAAGCCAGAAAUUGAGUGGCCUCUUGGAUUUGCAUAACUGUCUCCAUGAGUUGUUUCAGUUGCCUCUCACCCAAGAAGCCUUUGUCCGGGAGCGAAAUGAGAAGUGGGUGGAUGAGCUUUUGGAUGGCUCUCUUAGGCUCUUGGAUGUAUGUACAGCAGCCAAGGAUGCCUUGAUACACACAAAGGAGUGCGCACGCGAAAUCCAGUCAAUCAUGCGCAGAAGAAGGGGAGGCAAAAGCGGGUUCACAAAUGAGGUUAGGAAAUACUUAGCCUCAAGGAAGGUGGUCAAGAAGGCAGUCUGCAAGGCCCUGGGGACUUUAAGAAGUUCUCAGAAAAAAUCCACCUUCUCAUCCACCAACAAAGACAAUGUAACUGUGGCUUUGAUUGGUGUGCUGAGAGAGGUUGAAGCUGUCUCUCUCACAGUGUUUGAGUCCCUUUUGUCCUUCAUCUCUGGAGCAAAGUCAGCAUCAAAGAUGAGAGGCUGGUCUUUUGUUUCCAAGCUGAUGCUCACCAAAAAAGUUGGUUGUGAGGAAGACAAAACAGAAAUAAAUGAAUUUGCUGAUGUAGAUGCUGCAUUGAGCUCCCUUGUGUGUCAAGAAACAAGCAACUCUGACGGCAUCGUCGACUGUGAGAACGUGCAGAGUGAGCUGCAACAAUUGGAAAUGUGCAGUCAGGAUCUAGAAGAAGGGCUCGAGUGUCUUUUCCGGCGUUUAAUCAAGAAUAGAGUUUCCCUCCUCAACACCCUGAGCAACUAA